AUGGAUGAAAUAUCUAAUCACAGCGCAGCAAUGAACCGAAGUUCACCUGGCGACGAGAAAUUCAGUUUCGAAGACAUCGAUGUCAGCGCAGACGGCACCCUCAUCUUGAGGGUACUCAUCUCCGUGGUGUACUCUGUAGUUUGCGCGGUGGGUUUAGUGGGGAAUCUGCUCGUCUUUUUCCUAAUGAGGUUACGACAAGGUCGGAAGAACUCCACCAUCAAUUUCUUCAUCACCAACUUGGCGGUCACGGACUUCCAGUUCGUGCUCACUCUGCCCUUCUGGGCCGUGGACACCGCGCUGGACUUCAGCUGGCCGUUUGGAGACGCCAUGUGCAAAAUCAUUCUCUCGGUCACAGUGAUGAACAUGUACGCCAGCGUGUUUUUCCUCACUGCCAUGAGUGUGACCCGCUACUUGUCUGUCGCCUCGUCUCUAAAGAAAAAUUCUUGUAGGAGGUCACGGUGUGUGAAGUGGGUGUGCGCAGUGCUGUGGGUGGCGGCAACAGUGGCCACAGCUCCGACAACUAUCUUCUCCACAGUGACUGUGGUUGCUGGAGAAAAACUCUGCCUCCUCAAGUUUCCUGAAGGGCACGACUGGCUCGCUCUUUAUCACAUCCAGAAAAUAUUGAUCGCCUUCAUCGUCCCUAUGCUCAUAGUGUCUGUUAACUACAUGAUGCUCUUGCGCUUCCUAAGACAGAGGAGCAUGAACAGCACCAACCCUAGAAGGAGGUCCAGAGUCACCAAAUCUGUAGCUAUAGUGGUUUUGUCUUUCUUCUGCUGCUGGAUGCCAAAUCAUGCCAUCACCUUCUGGGGUGUCUUGGUCAAAUUUAACGCAGUCAACUGGGAUAAAUUAUAUUACACGGUUCACACGUACGUGUUCCCGGUCACUGUGUGCUUGGCGCACGCAAACAGCUGCUUGAACCCGGUACUUUACUGCCUGAUGAGGCCAGAGAUUAGAAAGAUGCUCAGAGGUUUGUUUUGGAGAGUCUCCACUCCAUCCUCCAACAAGGGCUGCGCGACGCGCUCUUUUACGCAUGGAGAAACCCAGGGAGUCGUGCCUCUCCAGAUUAUGGACAACGGAGAGUACACGCUAUCCAUCAUAGACCGCAAAGGCUUAUCAAGCUCCAAUAUGAUCCCAUACACCCAACAUUAA
This is a messenger RNA of Micropterus dolomieu (smallmouth bass), 1149 nucleotides long. Its product is annotated as relaxin-3 receptor 1-like. Lineage: Eukaryota; Metazoa; Chordata; Actinopteri; Centrarchiformes; Centrarchidae. The coding region runs from base 1 to 1149 and encodes 382 amino acids. The record is from RefSeq and is a predicted model, not a curated record. Gene Ontology annotation, molecular function: G protein-coupled receptor activity. Gene Ontology annotation, cellular component: membrane. Gene Ontology annotation, biological process: G protein-coupled receptor signaling pathway; immune response. The transcript has a single exon.